GUCGUCAAAGUGCGGUUCCCACACCUCGCCGGUCAAUCGUCCGCCAUGGAUUUCUCAGACAUCUUUCGCAUGGUGAAUUUCGCCGUUGCGGUAUUCGUGGUCCUUGGUGGUAUCGCGAAGUUGUUCCCGUUCAACGACUUCUCUCACAUCAUUCUCGGUGUAUACCUGAUAAUAUUCGGUCUUGGAACCGCUCUACUCGAGUUCCAGAUUCCCCAGCAAGUGGCACGCUAUGCCUCUUUCAUGUUCUCUUUCCUCGGCCGCGGCAUCUUCUACAUCUUCAUCGGUUCGGUCAUCGUGGGUGAGCGCUGGUUCCGCAUUGUGCCAGGCACCAUUGUCGGCAUAAUUGGUGUGGGCUACGCUGCUCUGGAGUUCAUUCCUUCUAUUGAGCCCCCAGCGAACAUGCGCGACGCCGACGCUGGCUGGGGUGCCGAACAAGUCUAAGUUCGCAAUCUGUAGACAAGAGGAUGGCGGUAGAGGAUUCCUCAUACAAGAACGCUUGCCUGGUUUUUGGACCUCGGCAUAAGACCGUCGUGCGCUUUCUAUGUACUCAACCAAGUAUCGCAUGUUACGGAUUGGAGUUGCCCACAGUUACGUCUACGGAUUUUAACAAGGUGGUUUGAGUAUGUCUUUUUGGAUUUCGUUGGUUGGUCCGGUGAUCACAUCGAGGUUCUGGUUACACGGGUGGAGAACGUCUUGGAAAGAAUCGAUGUAUGAUAGGUUAUCUGAUUCAAACCAGGCUGUAGUCGUCACACGUGUUCGCUUGUCUGUCUAGUGUCCGCAGUGCAUGAAGCGAGGACAGACUACCGGUACUUGCAUUGCUGCUAGUGUAUCGUUUCGGAAAGGACUGCGUUGAGCAAUUGUCCAGAUCUAGUCUGAUGCUGCU
Molecule: messenger RNA, 883 nt
Organism: Alternaria alternata
Lineage: Eukaryota; Fungi; Ascomycota; Dothideomycetes; Pleosporales; Pleosporaceae
Product: COPI associated
Exons: 5
Coding region: 46-441 (131 amino acids)
Biological process (GO): vesicle-mediated transport
Cellular component (GO): Golgi membrane
Source: RefSeq, a predicted model, not a curated record